GGGCUUUCUGUUCGGAGAAACAAUCAAACGUUUUAGCGACGCUGUGUUUGACGGUGUCCGGUUUCCUCACACUGAGGGAUUGCAAUGCCCUCUGACUUUAUCUCCCUUUUCAGCGGGGACCUCGACCUGAAUUCACCCAGAUCCUUGUACUCUAAAGAGUCAGUGUAUGACCUUCUUCCCAGAGAGCUGCAGUUGCCUUCAUCCACUCAGCAAAGCCCAAAAGUCAUGAGUCAAAAGAGCGGCGGAGAGGCAGGGCCUCUCCCUUCAGCUUCUCUAGCAUCAGAUGCCUCUUCUCUGACCAUGGAAGGCCCUCGCAGUGCUUUUUCCACCUCUUCCAGCUCCACCAUGCAUUCCAGUAAUCUAACCAAUGACCAGAAACCAGUUAAAGCCAGUAAUGUUGAUCCAGACGACACCAGGAGUACCAAAGUGGUACCAGAGGCUGCUGGAGCAGAACGUGGAAAUAGUAACGGCAGGGGCAGCGGCGAGCUAGCAGGAGGAAAAGGUGUAACAACCCAGGAAGGCCCACUGCAUCACCCACUGACUCCAUCAAAGCGUCGCACCGUACUGAACAUCUCGCCACCUCCAGAAGAUUUGUUUGAUGACAGCCAGAUGUCCUGCCAAGAUGAUGGGACCCAGGAUACAGAGCAAAGUAACAGCAUCUGGAUGGAUGAAUCUCUGUCCAACUUCAGUGUGACGAGCACGUUGUCUUACAAUGACAACACAGAGGUGCCACGGAAGUCCCGCAAACGUACCCCCCGUCAAAGGCCUGGCCCUAAGACGGCGCCGCCAGGGGAGGGCAGCAUGGAUGUGUUUGAUGCAGACAGUGCCAAAGGCCCGCACUUUGUCCUGUCGCAGCUAGGCCCUGACAGCAAGGGAGGACAUAAAGGAAGUUCUGAUGAACCUCAGACUACUAUUCAGAAAGGAGGAAUUCUCUCGAUGCAGUUCCCACAAAAGAGUGAGGGGAAAGAGUUGAAGGUCCUCGUCCAGCCUGAGACCCAACACCGAGCCCGCUAUCUGACUGAAGGCAGCAGAGGAUCAGUGAAGGACCGCACUCAGCAGGGCUUCCCUACUGUAAAGAUGGAGGGAGUGAGUGAGCCAGUGGUUUUGCAGGUGUUCGUUGGCACAGAUGCCGGCCGCGUGAAGCCUCAUGGGUUUUACCAAGCCUGCAGGGUUACUGGUCGCAACACCACAGCCUGCAAGGAGGUUGAUAUUGAAGGCACAACUGUUAUCGAAGUGUCCCUGGAUCCAAGCUCCAACAUGACCCUAGCGGUGGACUGUGUUGGGAUCCUGAAGCUCCGCAACGCUGAUGUAGAGGCUCGCAUUGGGGUGGCCGGAUCAAAGAAGAAGAGCACACGUGCUCGGCUCGUGUUUCGGGUCAACAUCCCCCGUCCAGAUGGUUCAGUGCUUACACUACAGACUCCCUCAUCUCCAAUCCUGUGUACCCAGCCAGCAGGAGUGCCUGAAAUACUGAAAAAGUCACUGCACAGCUCUUCAGUGAGGGGUGGAGAGGAGGUCUUCAUCAUUGGAAAAAACUUUCUUAAAGACACCAAAGUCAUAUUUCACGAGAAUGCCUCUGAUGAGAAGUCAUGGAAGGCAGAGGCUGAAAUUGACAUGGAGCUUUUUCACCAGAAUCACCUGAUAGUAAAGGUUCCUCCCUACCAGAACCAAGUCAUCACAUCUAAAGUGUGUGUAGGAAUCUACGUGGUGACGAAUGCUGGGAGAUCCCAUGACGUUCAGCAAUUUACUUACACUCCAGAUCCAGCAACAAUCGAUGUUCCUGUGAAGAAAGAGUUGCCUUCUCCAGUGAAGACGUGUUCUUUUGAUGACCAAAUUAAAGAUGGAUCCCUGAUGCCUUUGUUGUCUUUAGUAAAGAGAGAAGAUGUCACUCCAAUGGAGGUGACAAGCAACCUUCAGUCUUCAGGAGUAUUUAAGACUGGUGAUCUGUGCACAGCCCAGCAGAACUCUGAUAUGACGGCAGGACAUCUAAAUAAAAACAGAGUAUUCUCCAGCAACCUGUCUCAGCCUGCAGGUGAUCCUGACAAAGGCCAGGCGCCUGUUUUUGCCAGCACUGAGCCCUUAAGCACCAUCCAGAAGCAGGACAUUGUUGCGGGCAGCUCGUUCUCUGUGCCUGCAGACUCUCUGCUUCAGCAAGGAUCACAGCAGUUCCUUUUGGAGACCAGAGAUGGCCUCAGGCAGGAGAGGCCAGGUGUCAGUUCUGGAGCUGUGGGGAGGUUGUGUGGGGAACCUGCAUCUCAACCGCAGCAGCUGCCACUCUUUCCUCCAGAUGAAGUAGCCCAGCUGGAAGAAGCAGUGAGACAACUAAAAGCCAAAGGAUACUGUAACUUAUCACUUCAAUCUGACAACCCUAUAACCAAACAGCAGCAGCAACACAUCCAGCAUCAGCAACAGAUCCAAAAACAGCAAAUUCAGCAGCAGCAACAGCAGCAGCAGGUUAUGGAGAAUCUGCAGCAGCAGCUGUUUCAGUCACAGAUGCAGAUGCACUGUGCCAUGUUUCAGGAUGCAUCCCAGGCCAAGAAUGGAGAGCUUCAGGUCUCAUCACCAGGUGUGGUGACUAACCAGGGAUCACUUUUCCAGCCGGACCAGCAACAGCAACAACAGCAACAACAACAGCAGCAGCAACAGCAAGCAGCUCUUUUUCAGCAGGCAAAUGAUCUUCUUUCUAUCCAGACAAACUUCCUCCAGCAGACCCCAUCUCACUCUUCACCACCGAUGUUUCACAAUCCCAGCACUCUGGCAGAAACGCAGGAUCCACAGGGGGCGCUCUUUCAAAAGGCCUCCCAGGAACAGGUCCAGGCUGCACUCUUCCAAAGCACCAUGACAGUGCUACAGUCUCCAGAGCAGCAAGCCUCAUCCCCUGGACUCUUCCUCCCCCAGACCUCUAUGUCCAAUCAGCUUUCAAACAACAGUUCUCAGCAACAGCAGCAGCAACAACAGCAGCAACAGCAGCAGCAGCUGGCCUUCCUUAGCGCUUUACAAUCUUCUUCCCCUGAACCACAGUCAGUAUUUCAGACCCAGAUCUCCCCCAUCCAGCAGAGAAGCCCCAUGGAGCAGGAGCAACCAUCUCAGCCUCAACACCACACACAGCCAGCCCAGCAGGCCACCCUGUUUCAGAACAUCUCCCCACAUUCAUCUACAAAUUCACUUUCUCCAGGCCAGCAGCAGCAGCAACAGCAGGCUGGCUUGCUGUUUUGCAGCAACACCCUUUCCACACCAGACCAGGGCUCUAGCAUCCUUUUCAGCAACAGGCCAAAUGCCUCCUUUGACCAACAACAGUCUAGUUUCUCAAGAGCCCCAAAACACCCCUCUGCCCUUUUCUCAAGCCAACAUGGUGACGGUAACCCAGCAAGAUCGCCCAGAACCCAUGACCUUAGGGAACCCUGCUGAACCACCACAGCAAGCCAUGUUUCAGGAGCAACAACCUAUGCAGCUGGGGAACAGCAGCAACAGAGAGGAGCAGCCUGUGGGUCUCUUCAUGCCUCAGUCCACUAUGGCCUCUCUGCAGGGGGGU
This is a messenger RNA of Neolamprologus brichardi, 3529 nucleotides long. RefSeq names its product nuclear factor of activated T cells 5b (gene nfat5b). Gene Ontology annotation, molecular function: RNA polymerase II cis-regulatory region sequence-specific DNA binding; transcription factor binding; DNA-binding transcription factor activity, RNA polymerase II-specific. Gene Ontology annotation, cellular component: transcription regulator complex. NCBI's taxonomy places the organism in Eukaryota, Metazoa, Chordata, Actinopteri, Cichliformes, Cichlidae. The record is from RefSeq and is a predicted model, not a curated record. Gene Ontology annotation, biological process: cytokine production; regulation of transcription by RNA polymerase II; calcineurin-NFAT signaling cascade.